CCUCCAAGAGGAAGUCGUCGUUUCCUGGUUGGAAAGGGAUCCAGAAAUGAUCUCUCCAAGCUACAAAACCGUCAUCCAGGGCGAAGCCUCCGAGACUGACUCAGAGGAAGAAAUCAAUUGUUCGGCAUCCUCUCAGGCUGCCUUUGAAAAGCCUGCUGGACUUCAGGUCGCUGGGGAAGCCUCUGAAACAGACGAGGAAGACGAAGCCAGAAUUCCCUCUGGACCGAAAGCCGAGGCGAAAUGGAUCACGCCAGAUUUGCCUCCCCUGGUCGUUUACAGGGAUGAAGAGUCGGAGUCUCCCACCGCUGUCGAAGAGAAGCCCGCCCUUCACAUCAAACACCGGGGCCGAUACAGCACCCUACUACAGCAAAAGCUGGUGGAGAGUAACGCCCGCUUAUACUACGACAUCCACAACACCAUCAAACAGGUUUACCAAACUGCCAUCAAGGAGAUUGGAGCCAUUACGGGGCAGCUGAGCAAUUCCCAAAAUGGCAUCAUCAACGCUUCGCACAACAUACGGCUGGUUUUGGACGACCUACGGACCGUGGCAGACAAAAUAGACAUUAUUAACAGCUGCAGUUUGUUACCGGAUAUCCCGAUAGAGGUGCCUUCAGCACACACCUAAGAGACGGACGGACUGUUUCCUGCACACAGUUGUUCAAGGGGGUGAGGUUGGAUGGGACCCCUGCUUGUAGAGCUCAGCCGAAAACUGAAAUAGACUGAAACAUUUGUCCAGCGAAAAGAAAUCUUUGCUGCCGGUUUGAUAUACUUAAAUCGCAGUAGGUCCUCUACAAUCUGGCUCCAGCCCUUGUAAGUUAAGGCUGAACUGAACAAAAUAAAACUGCUUUCACUGUUUUGGAGAGAAAGGGACAAUGCCACUUCAAGAGAUAUAUGUUCUGCUGGCUGAUGCUUCCCGUCAUAUCUUAAAAAUGUAGACUUGAUUGCACAGGGUUGGAAGCACUUCAUGAGCAUGUAAAUGCAGCAUCACUUGGGACUCGUGAAAAUGUGUUCCAAAGAUGCUAAAUUGCCUUCAUUGAUACAUGUAGCUUAUUCAUUUGGAAGGAAUGUAUGAUCUGAGCAGGACUAAGAAAAAUGAAAUAAUUACUGAUUUAAUUCAUUGGUGGGGGUGUGAAUCAAAGGAGCUGUGGUAUCCUGUGAUGACCCAGGGUGGGAUACAAAAUAAACACAGUCACAAAAAAACAGGUGAGGCCCCUUU
Messenger RNA from Pseudonaja textilis, 1216 nucleotides. It is a transcript of the gene BLOC1S3, whose product is annotated as biogenesis of lysosomal organelles complex 1 subunit 3. NCBI's taxonomy places the organism in Eukaryota, Metazoa, Chordata, Lepidosauria, Squamata, Elapidae. Gene Ontology annotation, cellular component: BLOC-1 complex. The record is from RefSeq and is a predicted model, not a curated record.